AUGGCAGCCAAAUCGAAGCAGCAGGCCGUGUCCAAGACGCAUGGAUACCAAUUCUUUGGUCCUCCAGGUGUUGCGGCCAUCAGCUUCGGGCUGCCCGUUUUGAUCUAUGCUUUUUCAUUCGCCUGCAAUGAUAUUUCGGGAUGUCCCGCGCCCUCACUGCUCCACCCCAAAUCGCUCGACUUGGAAACACUGAAGAAGGAGGUGGGCUGGCCUGAGAAUGGGGUCCGUGGACUGGUGAGCUGGGAGGCCACUGGCUGGACGCUGGCCUAUUACCUCCUCAGCGCCCUGCUGUACAGAGUUCUACCGGGAACCGAGGUGGAAGGGACUAAGCUCGCGAACGGUGGGCGGCUCAAGUACAAGUUCAAUGCCUUCUCCUCAACCAUGUUCAUCCUGGCCAUCUGUGCCGCUGGCACCAUCGCCCAGGGCGCCGAGUUUCCGCUGUGGACAUUCAUCGCCGACAAUUACCUUCAGAUCUUGACCACCAACAUCAUCAUAGCCUAUGCCCUUGCGACCUUUGUCUAUAUCCGGAGCUUCGGCGUCAAGCCUGGCAAUCCCGAGUUUCGCGAGCUCGCAGCGGGCGGGGUGACGGGCAACAUGCUCUAUGACUGGUUCAUCGGCCGCGAGCUGAACCCGCGCAUCACCCUUCCCCUAAUUGGCGAGAUCGACAUCAAGGAGUUCAUGGAGGUCCGCCCGGGGCUGACGGGCUGGAUCCUGCUCAACUGUGCCUUCACGGCCAAGCAGUACCGAACCUUCGGCUUCGUCACCGACAGCAUCGUCUUCAUAACGGUCGUGCAGGCGUUCUACGUGCUCGACUGCCAGUUCAUGGAGACUGCCAUAUUGACCACCAUGGACAUUACCACCGACGGCUUCGGCUUUAUGCUCUCGUUCGGCGAUCUGGUCUGGGUGCCCUUCAUCUACUCCCAGCAGACUCGCUACCUGUCGGUGCACCCGCAGACCCUGGGCGCUCUCGGACUUGCCGGCGUCGGCGUGCUCCUCCUUAUCGGCUUCGCCAUCUUCCGCCUCUCCAACAGCCAGAAGAACGCGUUCCGCAGCAACCCCAACGACCCCAGAGUCGCCCACCUCAAGUACAUCGAGACCAAGGCCGGGACCCGCCUGCUCAUCUCUGGCUGGUGGGGCAUCGCCCGCCACAUCAACUACUUUGGCGACUGGCUCCAGGCCUGGCCGUACAGCCUCCCCACCGGCCUGGCGGGUUACACGAUCCUGUCGGCCGGUACCGCGGUCGAGGGUGCCAUUAGGAUGCUGGAUGGGCGCGAGGUGGUCCCCGGCGAGGCGAAAGGCUGGGGCAUCAUCUUCACCUACUUUUAUGUGCUCUACUUCGCCGUGCUGCUGAUCCAUCGCGAUAGGCGCGACGACGAGAAGUGCUCACUAAAGUAUGGCGAGGACUGGGAAAAGUACAAGAAGAUUGUGAGGUGGAGGAUCGUGCCCUACAUUUACUGA
This is a messenger RNA of Thermothelomyces thermophilus ATCC 42464, 1458 nucleotides long. RefSeq names its product delta(14)-sterol reductase like protein. The transcript is spliced from 3 exons. NCBI's taxonomy places the organism in Eukaryota, Fungi, Ascomycota, Sordariomycetes, Sordariales, Chaetomiaceae. Gene Ontology annotation, molecular function: Delta14-sterol reductase activity. Gene Ontology annotation, biological process: ergosterol biosynthetic process. The record is from RefSeq and is a predicted model, not a curated record. Gene Ontology annotation, cellular component: endoplasmic reticulum membrane. The coding region runs from base 1 to 1458 and encodes 485 amino acids.